Messenger RNA from Rhipicephalus microplus (southern cattle tick), 4127 nucleotides. It is a transcript of the gene Sbp2, whose product is annotated as SECIS-binding protein 2. The record is from RefSeq and is a predicted model, not a curated record. NCBI's taxonomy places the organism in Eukaryota, Metazoa, Arthropoda, Arachnida, Ixodida, Ixodidae. Gene Ontology annotation, cellular component: mitochondrion; ribonucleoprotein complex. Gene Ontology annotation, molecular function: ribonucleoprotein complex binding; selenocysteine insertion sequence binding; mRNA 3'-UTR binding.
GCGCUACGGGCAGAAAAUUUGCCACCGCGCCGACCAUUGCUCGUGUGCAGGUGCUUGUGGGCUGGUUUAUGUUGUCCGGGUUUUGUUGUCUUCCCCCAAUGAUGUCCAGUUUAGCCUGAAACAACGCUGUUUUAUAUCUACGUUCUAGCACCGAGCCCUUUCCGCGGCAGCCCUCUGGCAUGAGCCGCUGUGACCCUUAGCAAGUUACGCCACCGUCGCCAAAUCUCCCAACCCCCCUGCCCCCAUCCCCAUUUUUUUUUUCUCUCCGUUCGACGACCCAUCAUCGGUGCGAUCCCACAUCAAAUCAUGUCCGGCAGUGGAAUCGUGAGCGCGCAGGGUACCGUGGUUUUCACUUUGCCUUCCGCGCCAGCCGCAGCAGACCCGCUGCAGCCCGUGGCGCAGAGGUCUACGUUAUCUCCCGACGCGUCACCCUUCGUGCCCAAGAACUUCGCUGUGUCCGUGGUGGCAGCGGGAACUCCACAAGCGCCCUUCGCUGCUGCCUCGACAUCCCCAGCCGCAGUUGCUGUGGCUGAUGGCGACGUGACGUACCCACCGCCGCUGCCUCCUCCGAAUGUUCAAACCUUCUACAUCACGGGUCUGCCUGGAUACUAUGCUCCGUACGUGCCGACACCAACAGUACCUCUCUACGCCAUGCAGUAUCUGUACCCACCCACACCACCCAUGGGUGUCUGCUGCCCUAUGGAGGAGAGCAUGCCAGCGGUGGCUGAUGAACCACCUAUCACCUCCGUGGUGACUCCUGCCACCGCAGCUACUUCUGUGCAGGCAGCAGCUACAGCAGCCCAUGAUGCAAAAUGCCAGAAGGAACAAAAAGAAAAGCAGAAGCGGACGCCGGAGAGAAAGCACAUCACAAAGAGAUUCUAUGGCUGAUGGAAACGCCAGCAUCACGCCUGACUUUGGGCAAGCUUCGGGGAGGAACGGCGGUGCUAGUGCGGCGAGGGUUACCGCCGUCGACCAGGACGAGUGGCAGGGAGGGCCUGCCAGCCCGGACUUUUCCAGCAGCUCCGAGUUCCCCUCGCUGCCUGUGCAGGACUUUCCGCAGCGGCAGUCGCCCUCGGGCAUCAGCUACUCCACAGCACUGCAGCAGCAGAAAGCACCCCGAACACCUGCAGCUCCCUCUGGGGUUACGACAAACAGGGAAAUAGAGGAGCUAGCAUCACCGUCUGCGGCAGGUGUGAACACGCGAAGCAGCAUGCAGCAGCAAGGACGUCGCGGUGGGGGCAACAACGGCGGCAACAGCCCACAUGAUGUGAAUAACAAGCAUCACAAAAGAAGCAACUGGUCACGCAAGCACCGGCGUGGUGGCGGUGGGGGUGGCACGAGUGAUGGGGUCAGGCGUGCGGAAGAUGCAGAACCGUCAACGAGGCUGCAGCAUCACCAGCAAGAGAAGAGGGGCUCAAGGAGAAGCGGAGGAGGAAAGGCAAAUGCACCGACCAUUGACGGAGGUGCCGAGAAACAUCAGUUUGAGGCCCCCGAAAAGGACAAAUCGCAGCUGCGGCAUGACACAGAGGCCAUUGGAGCGAAUGUAACUCGGGAAUGGUUUGGCAGUGGCCGUAUGCCUCGUCAAAACGGCGUGCGAGUGAACGCUGCACGAGGACGACGAGAGACGCGCCACUCGUCAGUGUUUCGUGGAGUGCUGAAAGGAGAUGGGAGCAGGCAGCACCACCAACAAGGCGGACGUGGGGGAGGAAGCCGCAAGGGAUCAGACUCUGAUCGCCACUUGCCAGUAUUGGAGGACGGCCAGCGCGAAGUCGACAAGCCAGCACUGAGGAGAAGCUGGAACUCUGGAAGCCCUGCCAGGCAGAAGCACUCGGUUGACGAGUAUCCGCCGCUGGGCAGCAGAGGCACUGGAGACUCGGAGCGUUCACCAGACGCACGGAUGACGAAAGCAGACACUAAGGAUGCCAUGGUUAAACAGGGAGACAACAUUCCAAAGCAACAGCCACAGACACCUUUCAGGGAAAAAGGGAGCAAGCCUGUGAAGCCCCUGGCCUCAACCAAUGGGGGCAGUGCUGGGCCCAAGCACAAGGCGGCCAUAAGCAUGGCCAUUGCUGAUAUCAUGGUGCCCAAACAGAGGCAGCCCAAGAAGCUUAAGGAGAAGGAGAACCUGCUUGAACGAAGCAGCAAGAAGCCUGAGGUGGCCAGGUGUGGCUUGGUGGCGAACCGCCUGGAUUCCUCUGCACCCAGCAAGAAGCGGGGCAAGGAGCGCGAAACUCCGGCCCGCAGAAAGCUGUCGGUCAUGAAAAAAAUAAUCAUCAAGGAGCGCGAAGAUCGUCGUCAGCGUCGCGAGAAGCUGCGACUCCUCACGGCUGCCAGGCAGGGCUGCCUGGCAAACUCGGCAUCGGAAGUGGUCGUCGAGCUGGACCCAGCAACGGAGAGCAACGAAGAAAUUGGCCUGCAGGAGACGCCGCUGUCACGGAUCGAGCCGAACUCGGAAGCACAGCCUGAAGUGAAGCAGUUGCACUCUACCAGAUUUAGGGACUACUGUGACCACGUCCAGAGUCCCGAGAUCAACAAGACAACCAAGGCAUUGCUUGCGGAUUUGGUGUUUUACCAGGACCGACUGUACCAGAAAGACCCCAUCAAGGCCCGAUCCAAGCGGCGUUUAGUGUACGGACUGAAGGAAGUGCGCAAGUACCUGCUGCUCAACAAACUCAAGUGCAUCGUUUUCGCCCCGGACAUCGAGGAGGUGAAAGGCGCAGGGGGCUUGGACCACUCGCUGCGCGACAUGAUUGACUACGCACGCGCGCACUUCGUACCCAUCGUGUUCGCGCUGAGGCGACGCCACCUGGGAACUCUUGCCAAGAAGAACGUGCCUGUCAGCUGCGUCGGAAUUUUCGACUACAGUGCACGGGAGGCACAGUUCAAGGAGCUUCUCGAACUGGUGAGCGCAGCUAGGGAGACCUACGCGAAACUCAAGCAAGAACUGACCCAAGACGAUUCUAUAUCGUGUGCUGGUCGAGUGGUCGACAAAGAGCCCGAGUCCACUGGGAGAGUACGCUGCGAGGACGACAGCGCAUCUGUCGGUGUCGUUCUCGACGACGACUGGGUCACUGCGAACGAGGAGUCCGAUGCAGAAGACUUCGAGAAUUCGCUAACGACGGUAGCUGCGUCGAAAAACCUUGACUCACUAGCCCAGCUCCUGGCUUUGACACUAAGGUCGGCUGGCCGCGAAUCGUAGUACACGAUGUGCUCAUUUCUCUUCCAAAGCGUAUACAUGUCCCUGUUUUGGGCGGACGUAUUUGAACGACGUAUGUACAUGUUCUCCCGUGUUUGUGCGUGUGUGUUAUGGGUAGAAAGUGUCUCACAGACUUGUAAAAUUGUAGACUUUGAACUAGUGCUUCCGUGUGGUGAAUACAAAUGCACAAAUGGCAAAGAGUGCAAAGGAAGCCGCACGAACGUGCAUGCGUGGAGCGAAAUUCGAGCAGUUGUGCCCUCUUGCAAGCGUGUACAUCCUAGCAAACGAUAGUACACUUCGUGCGUGUGUGUAGUUAAUCUUUUUUUUUUUGCGUCUUGCCACAGUGAUAUUAAUACACGUGUUCUUCAUGAUGACGUGCCCAAUGUUCGUGCCAAAAACUGCGUCGCUUUGUCGUGAAAACAGCAAUCUUGAGUGAGCUCUCUUCAACCUUAUUUUCUGAGUGCACACAACUGAGUCUUCGAUAUCAACAAAAUGCAUGCGUGUGUUGCGUGAGCGAGUGGUGUCUUGGCAAGGUUACGAGUGCUGUAUAUAGUAGUCAUAAAACCUGUAUAUAGUCAGCAAAUGACUGGUUGCGAGCCGUGUGGGCUUCGUAUUCACGACGAAUUGUGCGUGCAAGCCAAGGUAAAUAGUAAUUAAGUUAUGACGUUCUCAGCGAGCUACCUUUUUCGGGGGAAGGGGGAGAGAAUUAACUCAUUCAGUUGCGUUCCAAUUCGCAAGGAGUUUGCAUUGAUGGCAACAGAGUUGUUUGCUAUGACACGCUUAAGUGCUAGAAAUAGCCAGUUUCCUGCAAAUUAAGGGCCCCUACAAACAACCUCACGCGCGCUCGUCGCGUCUUAUCGCUGCUGAUGACGAAACCGCGCUGAAGUUGUUCAGCUGUAAGGAUUGCCAAUGGUACAUUGUGUAUAUAAAU